Molecule: messenger RNA, 312 nt
Organism: Prunus armeniaca (apricot)
Lineage: Eukaryota; Viridiplantae; Streptophyta; Magnoliopsida; Rosales; Rosaceae
Source: the annotation of a GenBank genome assembly
AUGGAAAUAUUCACAAAAAGGAAGCCAACAGAUGAGAUGUUUGUUGGGGAAAUUAGUUUAAAGCAAUGGAUUGCAAAUUCACUAUUAUCAUAUGCAAUGAUAGAUGAAGUUGUGGAUGCCAAUUUACUUAGGACAGAGGAAGAUGAUGAUGAUUUUGUGAGCAAGAGGGAUUGUUUAUCAUCCAUUAUGAGAUUAGCCCUAAAAUGUUAUGCAGAAUCACCAGAAGAGAAGAGAAGUAUUCAAGAUGCUGUAGCCACACUCAACAAAAUCAAGAUCAAGUUUUUGAAGGGUGCAGGAGAUGUCAAGUGUUAG